AUGGCAGGCCCUAACCUUGAGCUCUUCAAGUUUGGUGUGUACCUCUUCUUCCCAUUAGCUGUCAUGGUCCACUAUGGCUCACCGCAAUGGUACUCUGAAAACGUCCUCCCUAUCCGAGACCAAUUCUGGCCCAAGGAAGAAUCGCUUUAUCGACCACCACGUAACUCUGAAGAUGUCAAGGCAGCGCUGGACGAGAUGAAAGCGAAAAGACUGGCGAGACGAGAGGCGAGGCUGAAGGAGCAGGCGGACGAGCUUUCAUCACCGUCGGCUUCGGUAUCAACGUUGGCGACGGAUUCUGCGUGGAAAAAACAGGAUGAAUCGCAACCAUCGAGGAUUUCCAGCUUGAUUGAGGACAAAAAAUCUCAGCGGCUGGUGUGA
Messenger RNA from Mycosarcoma maydis (corn smut), 378 nucleotides. RefSeq lists its product as uncharacterized. The transcript has 2 exons. Gene Ontology annotation, biological process: mitochondrial respiratory chain complex IV assembly. Gene Ontology annotation, cellular component: mitochondrion; mitochondrial inner membrane. Bases 1 to 378 code for a protein of 125 amino acids. The record is from RefSeq and is a predicted model, not a curated record. Lineage: Eukaryota; Fungi; Basidiomycota; Ustilaginomycetes; Ustilaginales.